Messenger RNA from Exaiptasia diaphana, 2469 nucleotides. Its product is annotated as FERM, ARHGEF and pleckstrin domain-containing protein 2. Lineage: Eukaryota; Metazoa; Cnidaria; Anthozoa; Actiniaria; Aiptasiidae. The transcript is spliced from 18 exons. Gene Ontology annotation, cellular component: cytoskeleton. Gene Ontology annotation, molecular function: cytoskeletal protein binding; guanyl-nucleotide exchange factor activity. The coding region runs from base 208 to 2454 and encodes 748 amino acids. The record is from RefSeq and is a predicted model, not a curated record.
GAUUAGCUCGAAGCCUCCAACGCUGUGUUCAUGUUCUUUUAGCAAAAAAAAACUUCGAAUUUUAUUUGAUUUACACUUUGUUUUCGAGUUUUCUGGGUCCUAAAAGCGCUUUAUCGCGCUAUUUUUGACCCGAAGUGUUCGAAGUGAAUUCAGGAGAGACCUCUAUCCUGGUCUGAUUGCAAGAAUAYCGGCAAGAAGGUGUUCAAAAUGUCCCGUCGCUCGUACGAAGUGAAUGAGGAAGGGAGUGGUGGUAACAGAAGAGGUCGCCGUAAAGCCGCUAUCAAAGUCUGUAUGCUUGAUGAUUCCGUGGUUAAAUUCGACAUUCAGGCKAAAGAAAAAGGUGACGUGUUAUACAAACAAGUGUAUGAGUACCUUAACUUAGAAGAGUGUGAAUACUUUGGACUUCUUUACUAUGACAACAAUGACAAUAUGUACUGGCUGGACCAGCACAAACCAAUAAACAAACAAGUACGCGACGUUAAUAAAAUACUUCUGAGAUUUAGUGUCAAGUUCUAUGCUCCUGACCCAUCCAUGUUACAAGAAGAAUAUACAAGAUAUAUGUUUGCACUACAAGUAAAAAGGGAUCUAUUAAGUGGAAGAUUAAAGUGUUCAGAGAGUACUGCAGCACURUUGGCAUCCUACAUUGUACAAGGAGAAAUUGGUGAUUUUGACUCAUUGACGUGCAGACAGGGAUAUUUAUCUGAUUUUCAGUUUUUCCCAGAUCAGAGCCAAGAUACAGAGAGCAGAAUAGCAGAAUUCCAUAAACAACAUAGAGGUCUAAGCCCAUCAGACUGUGACUAUAACUUACUUGAUGUCGCAAGGAGACUGGAAAUGUAUGGUAUAAUUCUUUACCCUGCUAGGGAUAAAGACAAUGUUGAGCUGGAUUUGGCUGCUGCAAAUAUGGGAAUACUAGUCUUUCAAUCUGGAUCUAAAAUUAACACCUUAUCCUGGGCAAAGAUCAGAAAAUUAAGCUUCAAGAGAAAAAGAUUUUUAAUCAAACUACAUCCAGAAAUAUUUGGUCACUAUAAAGAUGUCGUUGAAUUCCAAAUGAGUAGUAGAAAUGCAUGCAAAAGUUUUUGGAAAGUUGCAAUCUCGACGCAUGCAUUCUUCAGACAAUCACAAAGCCAAAGUCCACCCAAGCACAGACCAAGAGUAUUCAGCCGUGGUUCAUCGUAUAGAUUCAGUGGCCGGACGCAAAAACAAAUUAUUGAAGCUACUCAAGAAAAUGGUAGACAACAGCCAGCAUUUAAUAGGACACAAAGCCUAAAGACGCCAAGCAAGAACAAUGCCCCACGAACUAGUCAGUCUUCUAGACCCUAUGGUGCAUAUGGUUCUGCAGACACUAGGGUACUAGAAGCUGCACCCCCCGUACAGCCAAUCAGACGUCCAGAUACUCCUGACAGUGAAGAACCACCACAAGYACUGCCUAUGCAAAAUGGCGAUCAUGAUGAAUCUUUGGAGGAAUUGCCGAGAGAUGUUAAUGGACCUGUCAUCAAAGUACAGUCGGRAGAGAAUCCUGAUGAAGAUAUACCACUUAAAGACCUGGAUCAUGAACCAGAUAUGAUGAAGGAUGAGUCAUCAUCAACAUCAUCAGUAGCUGGUCAGGAUCUGGAAUGGCAGGAAGAGGUCAURAGUGAAAAACCACCYAUGYUGAAUGACUUGAACAUAAGGUACAUGGAGCCAAAUGUUGAGCAAAGUAAUGAUGCUGUUGAGUUCACUCCACAACCCAGACCUCCAACACCCAUUGAAGUUGAUGGUUUAGAAUCCCCCUCACCUCCGCCCCCACCCCCUGAGGUGGUUUUAGKAAAUGACAUACAAGCGACUCAGGAAGAAUUCCCAGCCCCACCCAUGGAAACGCUGCCAUCUCCUCCUCCAGAGCUUUUGCGAGAUAGUCCUGAACCAGAAAGGAUGGAUGAUAGUCCUCAGCCACCACCAUUAGUUCAUACCAAUGGUUUCCAUGGUGACAAAACCACCCCUGAGCCUGUGCACAUAGUGGACAGCAGUGCCAUCAAAGUACAAAAUGGAGAAUUAUCAAGGCAUGGCAAAGGUAGUGCUAGUGAUGAUGAUCGAGAUGGGCGGGACAAUGUUUUUGAAGACCAAGCAUCACCUAAAUUCCGCAGCGAUACCGAGGCAAGCCCACCAGCUUCACCGUCAUAUCUGGUUACAUUGCAGUCGGAACAAACUUUAUCCAAGUCUACAAGUGAUGCUGGAUACAAUGUAGCAAAGGAAUUGCUAAGCACUGAAAGAACGUAUGUCAAAGAUUUGGAAGUCAURACCAUAUCAUUUAGAGAUGUUGUCAGUCCAGCUGGAGUUCUUCCUGAAUCAUCCAAGAAGCUGCUUUUCUCAACUAUUGACCCAAUUUAUGACUUCCAUUGUGCCUUCCUGGCUGAAUUGGAGGAACGCAUGGCAUUAUGGUACGUAUCAAAAAUAAUGAGGAAAAAAAAUGUUUUAUGAAAAAAACAACAACAU